GCGCAGAGAUAGGAAGCCUAUGAGAAAGAGGCAAAGAGAACUCGACUUCCGGUCCCACUUCUCCGCAAAGCGAACCUUCUGGCACCCGCGCGUGGCGUCGCUUCCUUCGCCGCGGAGCCGACGAGAGACAGAUAUAUAAACUAUAUACGAUACCAAGGGUCCAGCUAGCACCACCAUGGCAUCUGUAGCCGACACAUCCCUGUUAUCAGCUGAGCUGCAGGAGGAGGAGGAAGAGGAGGAGUUCCGACGUCUUCUACUCCAGGCAACCCAGAAAAUCCAGAGCUUCAUGCCCUCUCCGGCAGAAUCCAAGCCUAUCCGUCCACUCCCAGGAUUCUGCCUUAAAACCCGCACAAGUUCCGGCGAGAAGGUCUUCGUGAACGUCUGCCGGUCUCCCCACAUCCCCCCACCUCCUGACCUGACCAACGAAGAGCUUGCCUGCCUCAUUGAGUCGGAGAACGCCUCCACCUUCAGGAUCCCCAUGAGCCUGGGAGAGCCCCACGCGGAAGUGGACAAGAGUGGCAAUGCUUGCACCGUCUAUGACGUAUCCAUCAGCACCACCUUUUACAACAAGAUGGAGAACAAUGACUUCCUCAAAGAGUUCUUCAUCACAAUCGCCAUGGAAGGAUUGUCGGAGAAAUACAAGAUGGAUGUCAACAACCAAGAAUGGCGGAUUCUGAAGAACAGGAAGUUUAUGGGCUCCAUAGCCGAGCAGACCAUCCGCACCAAAUCCAAGCCUUUCAUCCAAGAGAUGGAUAGCAGCCAAGUCAAGGAGGAAGGCAGGAACCUUUUGCAGCCAUCUGCGUCACAGAGCUCGGCCACAGUUCCUGAAUUCACCAUAGUUGCUGAGCCAUCUAUCAGCCACCCUGACCAUCUGGUCGCGAAAAUCAGCCUCCCUAAAAUGACCUCAGUAAGAUCUCUCGAGCUGGACCUGGGAGAGGACCGCAUUGUGUUACAGGGACACCCCCAGCUGUACCAUUUGGACAUCUUCCUCCCCUACAUCAUUGUUCCCGAGGAGAGUAGGGCCCAGUUCCACAGAGGAACAAAGGUCCUGACUUUACUGAUGCCCAUCCAGCGCCCCUUACUAUUGCCAUGAGCUGGAGGCGGAGGCCCUUCUUUGAGAUACCAGCCGGGGGAGGAAACAGCAGGGUGAAGAAGGGAGGUGCCGGGUGAGGGGCUGGACUUCCUGUCGAAGGAAGGGGGCUAGGUUUUGGUCAGGGUGGCAACUUCCACAAUGCAGACUGUGCACCUAAAUACGCACACACACAGCGGAAGAGAGUGUGUGUGUGGUACAUGUUGGAUGGGACCCAGGACUUGCCUCCAUCUCUCCUCCCACGAUUUGUGUUCUCAAACUUCCCUUUCCACCCACAACAGCUGCUGUUCUUUUUGGCUUUUUUAUUACCUCCUCUUUUUCAGUCUGUACAUGUGACCUGCUUGUCUCUGUUGACGCCUGCAGUCAGUUCAGCUCCGCUCUCUGUGUGUGUUUUGAAUCGGGACGGGCUCUGGGCCUGCAGACCUCCCCCGCUGACCCCGUGAGCAAAAAAUGGAGGACCUGUUCUGAGUCAAAACAUGCUGGGGUGAGAAAGGACAAAAGAAUCCUGUGGCAGAGGGAUGAGUUAUAUGUACACUUUGGGCUGCAGGUGGGGGACACUUUUUAAUGCUUUAAAAA
This is a messenger RNA of Podarcis raffonei (Aeolian wall lizard), 1666 nucleotides long. It is a transcript of the gene PIH1D1, whose product is annotated as PIH1 domain containing 1. Gene Ontology annotation, biological process: rRNA processing; box C/D snoRNP assembly. The transcript is spliced from 11 exons. The record is from RefSeq and is a predicted model, not a curated record. Bases 176 to 1093 code for a protein of 305 amino acids. Gene Ontology annotation, cellular component: cytoplasm; R2TP complex; ribonucleoprotein complex. NCBI's taxonomy places the organism in Eukaryota, Metazoa, Chordata, Lepidosauria, Squamata, Lacertidae.